ACCAAGUUCCCAGAAGGAGCACCACGGCUGGAGUGCCCACGGCUUCAGAAGAUGGGGUUCUGUAUCCUGUUGUUCUUAGCCAAUGUCCUCCUAACCUCAUGGUUCUCUUCGGCCAAAGGGGAAGGGAUCCAUUGUGAUUUUCCAAAAAUAAGACAUGGAAUAGUGUAUGAUGAAAAGAAAUAUGAGCCAUUUUCACUGGUUCCUGGUGGGAAGAUUUUAUACUACUCCUGUGAAUAUAAUUUUGCGUCUCCUUCAAGUUCCUUCUGGAAUCCCAUAAUUUGCACAGAAGCAGGAUGGUCACCAGUUCCAAAGUGUCUAAGGCUAUGCUUCUUUCCUUCUGUGGAAAACGGUCAUUCUAUGUCUUCAGGUCAAACACACAAAGAAGGUGAUAUUGUACAAAUUGUUUGCAAUCAAGGCUACAGCCUUCAGAAUAAUCAGAGCACCAUCACCUGUGGUGAAGAGGGCUGGUCCAGUCCUCCCAAAUGCAUUUCCCCCAAAUCAGCAGGGAAAUGUGGGCCUCCUCCACGUAUUGACAAUGGAGACAUCACCACCUUGUCAUUACCAGAAUAUGCACCAUUAUCAUCGGUUGAAUAUCAGUGUCAGAACUACUUUUUACUUAAGGGAAAUAAGAUAAUAACAUGCAGAAAUGGAAAGUGGUCUGACCCACCAACCUGCUUACAUGCAUGUGUAAUACCAGAAGAUAUUAUGGAAAAACAUAACAUAGUUCUCAGAUGGAGAGAAAUUAGAAGGAUUUAUUCCCAAUCAGGGGAGACUAUUGAAUUCUUGUGUAAACCUGGAUAUAGAAAAUUAAGAGAAUCGCCUCCAUUUCGUACAAAAUGCAUUGAUGGUCGCAUCAAUUAUCCCACUUGUGUGUAAAAUCACAAUAGAUUUAUUAGUAAACCUUAUGGAUGAACCUUUGUUUAGAAAUACACAUGCUUACUACUAAUUCAAUUUCAAUUUACAUUUGAAAUAUUGGUUAGUUCAUUUCUUCUAAUAAGCAUAUAAACUUUUUUGUUAUAUGGUGAUUAAUCUUAGCGACUGUUGCUACAAUGCAAGAAGACUGAAUUCAAAACUUCUAAUCCAAAACAUGAAAUG
This is a messenger RNA of Rattus rattus (black rat), 1095 nucleotides long. RefSeq names its product complement factor H-related protein 2-like. The coding region runs from base 52 to 876 and encodes 274 amino acids. The record is from RefSeq and is a predicted model, not a curated record. The transcript is spliced from 5 exons. Lineage: Eukaryota; Metazoa; Chordata; Mammalia; Rodentia; Muridae.